AACAGCCACCUAUACAUUGACUUUAUGUUAUCCGACAUAAUUACCAACCUACAUGUUUUGAUUGUGCUUUGUUUAGUCUUUGUGCCUUAUUCAAUAGGAUUUCUAUAUUUAGAUAAGCACUGAAUAGUCCAGUCCAGUUAUCCAGGACCAAAUCCACAAAUUUCGCGGCUGUGUUUAUUACCGUUACUACGGCUGUGGUUGGGAGCGCCACUGAUCGAGCUGGAGGGAGUGACGGAGUGGUCAGACAAUGAGCAGCGCGAAUCUGACACAAUGUUGCCUGCGAGGAGUUAGCUGCAGGCAGUAGCGUUUUUUGUUGUUGAAAGAGUUUGACAUGUGAUAGAAAUUAGACAUUUGCGUAGAGUGACAUUGUUGUGGUGCGUUUUGUUGGACCUCAGAUGUAAGAACACUCAUCCUGCUCCAGCAGCCUGAGAAUAGCCUACCGGAUUCUUCAGGUUUAUCGACACUGCAGAGAGUCGGGACUGCACGGAUUCUUGCUAUCAUGGAAUUUCCUUUUGAUAUCAAUGCUCUCUUCCCGGAGCAGAUUGCAGUGUUGGAUCAGAAUCUGGCAGCGGGUCUAAAAUCCGUUGGAAGAGGAGAUCCUCAAGCACUUAUCGCCAGAGUAAUCGAUGAGCUGGGGAAAGCCUCUGCCAAGGCUCAGCAGCUCCCUGCACCCAUAACUAGUGCAGCCAAACUCCAGAGUAACACACAUCUGCUGUACCUGCUCAAGGAUGGAGAGUUGAAUGGGUAAAGGCCUAAACACACCAGCUCUACCUGCAAACAUCUAUUACACACGUCCACUCAGACUAUUACACACGUCCACUCAGACUGAUAUACACAUCCACUCAGACUAUUACACACGUCCACUCAGACUGAUAUACACGUCCACUCAGACUAUUACACACGUCCACUCAGACUGAUAUACACGUCCACUCAGACUAUUACACACGUCCACUCAGACUGAUAUACACGUCCACUCAGACUGAUAUACACGUCCACUCAGACUAUUACACACGUCCACUCAGACUAUUACACACGUCCACUCAGACUGUUACACACGUCCACUCAGACUAUUAUACACGUCCACUCAGACUAUUACACACGUCCACUCAGACUAUUACACACGUCCACUCAGACUAUUACACACGUCCACUCAGACUGAUAUACACGUCCACUCCACUCAGACUAUUACACACGUCCGCUCAGACUAUUACACACGUCCACUCAGACUGUUACACACGUCCACUCAGACUAUUACACACGUCCACUCAGACUGUUACACACGUCCACUCAGACUGAUAUACACGUCCACUCAGACUAUUACACACGUCCACUCAGACUAUUACACACGUCCACUCAGACUAUUACACACGUCCACUCAGAGUAUUACACACGUCCACUCAGACUAUUAUACACGUCCACUCAGACUGAUAUACACGUCCACUCAGACUAUUACACACGUCCACUCAGACUAUUAUACACGUCCACUCAGACUGAUAUACACGUCCACUCCACUCAGACACCGUUUCCAGUCCACAUGGCGGUGUUGAGUUUUAUUUCCCUCCCAAACAUUUGAUGGCUGAGGGGGGGUUGGUUCUUCGCAUGUGGGGCAAACAAACUGGCUUUGGUGGUAAUGCACACACACACACACACACACACACACACACACACACACAC
Clupea harengus (Atlantic herring) is the source of this 1674-nucleotide messenger RNA. It is a transcript of the gene atat1, whose product is annotated as alpha-tubulin N-acetyltransferase 1-like. The record is from RefSeq and is a predicted model, not a curated record. Lineage: Eukaryota; Metazoa; Chordata; Actinopteri; Clupeiformes; Clupeidae. The coding region runs from base 500 to 748 and encodes 82 amino acids. Gene Ontology annotation, molecular function: tubulin N-acetyltransferase activity. Gene Ontology annotation, cellular component: microtubule. The transcript has 3 exons. Gene Ontology annotation, biological process: alpha-tubulin acetylation.